ACUACAUUUUCUAACCAAAUAGAAAAGAUGCAGUCCAGCUAAAAAGGUUCCUCUUACUGUUAUCUAUCUAUAAAGCAUUAGUAAAGAGCUACCAUUAAUUGCAGCCUAUAAACACUUUACAAAAAGUGUCUUAUUACCAAGUGAUACAAUUAAAACAAACAAACAAACAUAAACAAUGCAGUGCAGACAUGUUGUAGCCAGUCUUUUCUCCUCUCACCCAUUUUUGGUGUUUCCGGGACCUAGUUCUUCUGCUACAUUUUUAAAGAUGCAACUCAAAUAUCUCAGGGAAUCUACACUGGGGAAUAUUACAGUGACUCUGCAGACUGAUAAGUCACACACUCAGUCACCAUAAACUCACAACCGAGCGCCACAGAAUCACUUGAAGUCACUGUAAGAGUAUUAGUGAUUUCUUUUUUUCUUUUCUUUUCUUUUUUUUCGUGCGGGUGGGUUGUUAUCGCGAGGAACUCUGAAGCUCAAGAGGUGAAGUGAAGCGAGAGUGUUUUUCUACGUCGACGCUUCCAGGGUGGCACAGAAAGAGGGGACGUAUGCGGGCUCUCGUGGCUUGACAGGAAAAUUGGCUACAUGCGUGCUUUAUUUGAUAUCAUUGUGUGCAUGCGUGUGUAUGUGUGUGUGUGUUUUGUAGAUCGGGCCAGGUGUCCUCCCGAUGCUGACGGGCGCCGCUCGUCACACAUCUGUCGCCGCUGGAAUCCCGUUUUCAGCACCUGGACAGCUCCUCGGUCCUGAACCUCCUCCUCCUCCUCCUCUUCCUCUUCCUCUUCUUCUUCUUCUUCUUCUUCUUCUUCUUCUUCUUCUCCGGCACAUGGAGUCCCUGGUGUGAUUGUGUGGCGGCGGCGGCGGCGGCGGGGGAGGAGGAGGAGGAGGAGGAGCAGGAGCAGGGGGGAAAAAGCCCCCGCGCGCACAAUUUAACGCAUCCCCUCCGAAGAUGUCGUUAUCUUCCCCGAUUCAGUGACAGUGCCUCGUCGUCUCUCUCGCUGAAGGAUGCUGCUUUCGGUCCGGAGUAGGUGUUUUCGUCGUGCGCUGUCUUCUGAGAGGCGAUACGGGUGCUCGGCCAACGCAAAUUUAAGGGGAAUCGUAGCCUACACACAAGAGCAAGAUCCGAGCUUCCCUCACACUGAUCAUCAUCAUCAUCAUCAUCAUCAUCCUCACCAUCAUCACCAUCAUCAUCAUCGGCGAGGAGGGAGAUAUAACCAUCAUCUCUGCGAGGGCAAAGAAGUCACGACCACACUUCACACAAUGUAGAGCAAGAAAACACAAGAGGUGUGGUAGGAGCCAGGUCUCUGCAGUGGUGAAAUCACUUUUCACACUUGGGGUCAUUUAUUGCGGACGUCGAUUUGCAGCACCAAGACCUCAACAUGAGCAAUGCCCAGGCUCCUCCCCAGGCUGGAGCCUCAGAGCUGGAGGUGAUCUCCCAGCAGGUGGAGGAGGACAACCAGUGCGUGGCCCCUGUCCAACUGGUCAGUUUCGCCUACAGAGACUUGCCUUUGGCCGCUCUGGACAUAUCCCUCGCCGGAUCCCAGCUCAUCUCGAACCCAGACGAAGAAGACAACAGAGAGGGGUCGAACUGGCUGAAGCCGUGCUGUGGGAGAAGGGCAGCGCUGUGGCAGGUCUGUCUGCUGUCGGCGGGCUUCAACUGUUUCUUGGUGGCUUGUGUCAUCCUGGUGGUGCUGCUGCUGACGCUGGAGCUGCUCAUAGACACCAAGCUGUUGCAGUUUAAUAAUGCAUUCCAGUUUGCCAGCAUCAUCCACUGGAUCAGCCUGGCCAUCCUCUCCGUGUUCUUCACCGAGACGGUGUUCAGGAUCGUGGUGUUGGGGAUAUGGGAUUACAUAGAGAACAAAGUAGAGGUGUUUGAUGGAGCUGUCAUCGUCCUCUCUCUGGCCCCCAUGGUGGCCUCCACAGUGGCCAACGGCCCUAGCAGCCCCUGGGACGCUAUCGGUCUCAUCAUCACACUGCGCAUCUGGAGGGUCAAGAGGAUCAUUGAUGCCUAUGUGCUGCAAGUGAAAGUGGAGAUGGAGCUGGAGAUCCAGCAGUAUGAGAAGGCCAAGGCGGUGAGGGAGGAACAGCUUGACCGUCUCACUCAGAUCUGCCAGGAACAGGCAUUUGAAAUCAGGCAGCUGAGGGCCCACCUGGCCCAGCAGGAUCUGGAUCUGGUAGCAGAGCGUGAAGCAGCCAUGCAAAUCCACCAUAUGUGGGGUAAACAAAGCAGCACUUUCCAGGAGGUGGACGGACUGGCCCCUGGGGCCUCCGAGCAUCACGGUCCAGCUAAAUCUAGAGAGCCCGGAGGGCCUGCAGAUCACCAUGGCCAAGAUGACAUGAACAACUACAUCAGCCAGUAUUACAGUGAGCCAAGCAGUGAUAUGGGGAUCCCAGACCCAGCACGCGUCAUCACGACAGCAGCCAUAGAUGUGCACCUGCCUAACAACCCCAGCCAGCUUCCCUCCUCUUUGGUGAGUGCAGAUGCAGUGCCAUCCAGCCGUUUGCAGCGGACCGGCAGCUCGGUGAGCGAAGCCUCCACGACCACGGUGUCCCGCACCAGUUUCAGUGCCCGCCAGCACAGCAUCAGCAGCCACACACUAGGCUCCACCACGGACUGCAGCUCUACGGUGCGAGAGGCCUCCACCUCCACGGACUACAGCGACCAACGCUGCUACCCUCCACCUUACAGCAGCCCCCUGGCCUUGGGCACUCAGCCGCGGGGGAGCCCCAGCGCCGUGGUACAGGAGCUGCUCUCCUCUCUGUCCGAGGACUCCUGCCUGACACAGAAGGGCCUGGACCCUGUCAACCUCAAACCGCCCAGUCCGGCAGGAUCCACCAAAACCAGCCCCGAGCUGGAGCACAGGGUCAACAUCUACAACAAGAGAAACCAGGAGAGCAGAGUUGGGCUCCACUCUAAGCCACUCAUCCAUCUGCAGGGCAACGAGCCUCUUCUAGAAGAGAAGUACAGGAUGAUGGAGCCAGUAGACACCCCAGUCAACCGUCUGUCAGAGACAUAAGACUCUGUCUGACACAUGGAACUUAAAAAGACUUGCUCUUCAGAUCAACUGCAAAAAUUAACGCUUUACUUAACUCCCUUGUUGUUGGGAGUCACUGGCACAUGAACUGUAUGUCUGUCAUCCUCUUUGUACUGUCGGAGCUGAGAGGAAUGGACUUGCCAGAGCAGCACAAACAGGGCACGGAGGACAGAAGGGAGACAGAUUUGUUAUCAGGCACCACUUAUCAGGAAUUGACACUCACAAAAACACUUGAGUUUUAUGAAAAAAAAAAAAAAAUUACCAAAAGAAACCAGCAACAGGGCUCAAGCCCAACAUUUUCAGACAACUGGUCUGUGCAGAAAAUCUGGCUUUUGAUAUGUAAAGUUGUGGUUUGAUUCCUAGGAAAAGAAACCAGUGAGGGGAUGGUGCUGAGGGCUUAGUUCCUCUGAUACAGUUUGUAGGAAUUGGAGAUGCUGGACUGAUGAUUUAUUGGAGUGCUACAAGCUGUGAAUCAGUUCCCCCUUACCCGAGCUACAAGGCAUGGAUUUAUCACAAGCGCAGGUGUGUCAGCUGUUUUGGUUUUCAGUCUAGUGUCUCCAAACUCACCAAGAACAGUCCUCUUUGAUGGACUGCUGCAGGGUACAUUGGAUCAGUCUCAACUUCUUUCUAAUCUUUGUCUUUCUAUAUUAGCAAUGUUAACAUUUUUAUCUAAAUUCUAUAAGUGGAAAGAGUGUGGAAAUCUUUUCUCACUGGUGGAUGAUUCAAGUGAUUCAGAGAGUUUUUACCCAGGUGCCAUGACUGGAAGCUGACCAAACCCAGCUGAGUCUGUUUACUGAGAUUUUGAAAACCACAGCAUGUCCCUCACGCACCAAAAUAACUAAAAAUCUACCUGCAUAUGAUGGAUUUCUUAUCAUUCAGGUCUAAAGUACUACCUUUUUAUGAUUUUAAUGUUUGGAAGCUGUGUAUAUAUUUCAGGAUGGGUUUGAUCAUCAUAUCACAGCCAAAAACAGUGAGGGACUAGUGCUACAGUGAAAUGUUGGAAAGAAAAUUAUAGCAUGAACCUUCAAGAUUUGCCACUUAAAUAUUGCAAACUAACCCUGUUUAUUGUACUGUCAACAGGCUUUUUCUAUCUUGAUCAUGGAAAGAGGGCAUUACAAAAUUAACCCAAUAAAGGGAAAUCAUGGCAAAACAAGAAAGCUAGUAAUUAAUUGUCAAUUUAAUACAUAAUUUUCCAAGAGCGUCUCAACAAUUGUACAUUCUCUAGGUUAGCAUGAACACCUACACCUUACAGGUAACUACAUCAAAGUCAGAA
Molecule: messenger RNA, 4302 nt
Organism: Lates calcarifer (barramundi perch)
Lineage: Eukaryota; Metazoa; Chordata; Actinopteri; Centropomidae
Gene: tmem266
Product: transmembrane protein 266
Exons: 11
Coding region: 1374-3011 (545 amino acids)
Cellular component (GO): plasma membrane
Molecular function (GO): voltage-gated channel activity
Source: RefSeq, a predicted model, not a curated record